This is a messenger RNA of Cynara cardunculus var. scolymus (artichoke), 973 nucleotides long. Its product is annotated as GEM-like protein 7. The transcript is spliced from 4 exons. The coding region runs from base 124 to 837 and encodes 237 amino acids. The record is from RefSeq and is a predicted model, not a curated record. NCBI's taxonomy places the organism in Eukaryota, Viridiplantae, Streptophyta, Magnoliopsida, Asterales, Asteraceae.
AAGUUUGCAAUAUAAUUGAUGUUGACGAAGACACGGUUUUGAACAGCCGACAUCAUAAACAAUCCCAUUUCUUCCCUCUUCUUCACACCAUUCAAACCAUAGAAAAGAAAUCCAAUUGUUUCAAUGAACAACGAUGGUGGCCAACCUUACCAGAGAGACGACGACUACAACGCCGAAGACGGCCAGAGACUAGGGAUGAGGAACUGCGGUGCAUCGCCCCCGGUUACUUUGCUCCUCAGUCCUUCUUUCCAACAUGCUUCUCAUGAACCCUCCAGUUUCUCUACUACAAGUACCGAAGAUGAAGACCUAGAAAAGAGCCGUAAAAUGAAGAAACAUCAAGGAAGAAAAACCAACAGUUUCGCCUACAGAGUUCGAGAUCAUGUGAGAAUGGGGCCAAAAUUAUCAGAAAUAGUGAAGGGGAAACUGAAAUUGGGGGCGAAAAUCAUACAAAAAGGAGGAAGGGAAAAUAUAUUCAAGGAAGUAUUUGGGGAAAUGGAUGGAGAGAAGCUGUUGAAAGCUUCUCAGUGUUAUUUAUCAACGACAGCAGGUCCAAUUGCAGGAGUACUGUUUAUCUCCACUCAAAAGGUUGCUUUCUGCAGCGACAGAUCCAUCACAUUGCCUUCACCCAAUGGUCACCUCAUUCGAAAGCCUUACAAGGUAGUGAUCCCAACAAACAAGAUUAAAGAAGCGAAGGAGAGUGAGAACGUGGAGAAGCCUACACAAAAGUACAUACAAAUGGUGACGGAUGAUAACUUUGAAUUCUGGUUUAUGGGGUUUGUACGUUACGAGAAAGCUCUCUAUAAUCUUAGGAAGGCCCUUUCUUUUGUUCAAAACUAGCCUUUUUUAUGUUUAUUUUUAUUUUUAUUUUUAGUCACGAUAGAUGCAUGUUGUACAAAUUUGUGUUAGCCUUGUUUGGAAUCUAAAUUUGGACUCAAGUAUUUUAUUCAUUCAAAUGUGGUUUUCUUACACACUA